CCGAGAACCGGCAUUUCGCUCGGCUCAAUGUGGGUCUGCGGUCCUGCUUCUCCACCGACCCGCCCCUGACCUGCUCGCCGCCUGCUCGCCGACCUUCAUCUGCUUGCCCCUCAUCUCCUCACCAGCCAGUCCACCAGCCAAUCCGUCCACCAUGAGCCAGCAAUACUGCGUCAACGAGCUCUGUGUCCAAGGCAGCCAGCAGAACAACUAUACCUGCGCUGUCCCCAUCAGCUCGCUCACCGCCGGCAACUGCAACAGCGUGUCGGCCAGCCAACUUACGUAUAUCAAGACCUUCCUGACCUCGGACUCGCAGCACCAGUUGCUAGCUCGGAUGUGCUGCGGUCUCAAUGGCUGCCAAGCUUCCAACCAAGCCAUCAACCCGUGCUCCACCACAGACUCCAACUAUGCCUGCGUCACCGGAAUCGUCGUUAACCAGCCUUACGUCGCCUGUCGUGACUUAUUCUUCGGUGAUGGCAGCAAUUUCUGCACCUUUUCAUUCCCGGGGACUUGGACUCCCACGGCAUGCGCAAGCCCUUCGGCUGCCGCCCCCAUCCCAACAUCGGGCGCCGCGGUGGCCACUGCGCCUGCCUCUGGGCCGGCCUCUGUAUCGGCUUCUGCGCCGGCCCCAGGGUCUUCUUCAGCCCCAAGCAGCAGCAACAACGGCGGGUUGCCGAUUGCUGCGAUUGCCGGAGGUGUUGCGGGUGUUGUCGUCGUUGUUGCUGCCAUCGUCGGCGUCAUCUGGUUCCGCCGCUCCAAAAAGCCUGCCAAUACGACGCCGCCUGCGCAGAGGCCUUCCAUGAACAAUCCGUCCAUGAUCGAGCUCGUUCCUGCUCAAAACUCCAACCCUUACCUUCAUCAGGGUGCCCCCAACACCAUGUCUGAGUAUACGAAGGGCACAUAUGCUCCUGCUGUCGCCAACCAGUCUCCCGGCUAUGCCACCAACAGAUACGAGCCUGCUGCCUAUCAGAGCAGCGCUCCUGUCUCGCAGCCGACCGCCUACUAUGCUCCUUCCACGGGCUAUUCCGACAGUGGCGCUCCCAACCCCUCUGUCUAUGCCCCCAGUACUUCGAAGCACUCGGCUUAUCGAGUUCCCACCCAGACCCAAGCCUACAGCCAAGCCCCUAGCCAGACCUACAGCCAAGCCCCUAGCCAGACCUACAGCCAGCAGCAGCCUGGCUCCUCCAAUGCUGCGGCCUCCGUCAAGUACGUCGCCAUCGCCUCCAUCGAUACAAAGAACCCCCAGCAGAUCAGUCUGAGUCUCGGCGACACCAUCUUGGUCCAGCCACCGUUUGUUAACGGAUUUGCCCAGGGUUUCAACCAGCGCACAGGUCGCUCUGGCUUCGUCUCCGAGAACUGUCUCCGCGCCGUGGAUGUCGCUCCUCAGGCAACACACGACGACGGCCUCCCCAGCUAUGUUCGCUGAAACCCGCUGGCUCGCCAAGCUUGCACAAUCCCUCCAAUGCUGCUUCCUCCACCUCGUCGGGUUAUCCUCUUGUAGUCUUUACUCUGCUCUCGCUCUUGUUGUCCCAAUGUCUUGAUGUCUCGAUGUCUCGUUGUCUAGUUAUCUAGUUAUCUCGAUGUCUCGAUGUCUCCUCAUUGUGACAUCAUGCCACACCCCAUAGUUUGCCGAGACAUGCUCUUGUCGUGCUCGUUUCUUUGAUUGAUACUUCUUGUUCUCAUGACGCUGUCAACUUCGGUCUUGCCUGUCGCCGCCUGGUCCGGCACAUGCUGUUUCUUAUCCAACCUGCCCAAGACACAAUGGAAAUAUAAUUGCAUCGAUUGGGGUUGA
Messenger RNA from Polychytrium aggregatum, 1789 nucleotides. RefSeq lists its product as uncharacterized. NCBI's taxonomy places the organism in Eukaryota, Fungi, Chytridiomycota, Chytridiomycetes, Polychytriales. Gene Ontology annotation, molecular function: protein binding. The record is from RefSeq and is a predicted model, not a curated record. The coding region runs from base 152 to 1423 and encodes 423 amino acids. The transcript has 3 exons.